AUGGCAAGACCCGUUGAAGGGCCCGACCCACCAUCGGAAUCCGAAUUCUCAUCCAGCCUGGCCCGUGUGGCCGUGGCCCAGACCUGCCAGUCGAUGGGCUUCACUGGAGCCCAGAACUCGGCCCUCUGUCUACUCACGGACGUCGCAACCAGGUACCUCCGGUCAGCCGCCAAGCUAGCGGCGGCCUCCGCCGCUCUCGGCGGCCGUACCCAGUCGAAUCUGGCCGACAUUGUUGCUGCUCUCGAGGAUUUGGCCUCCGUUCAUGGCUUCCGUGGCCUGUCGAGCGUCCGGUCGGUUUCCCUGUGCUCGUCUGCCGUGGUUAAAGAUUUGAUCAAGUUUGUGAAGUUUACGGAUGAAAUCCCAUUCGCCCGGCCCUUGCCGCCAAGGAGGAUUUUUUUUCCGGGCCGGAAAAGGAAAUUCAGAGAAUAUUGUGAUGAGGGUAGAUGGAAGCACGUGCCGGCGUGGCUGCCGCCGCCAUUGGCGGCGCCGGCGGUUGAGAAAACGAGAAAUGAAGAUAAAUGGGAGGAAAGUGUGGACACGAAUCGAGAUUCGAAUAGUAGGGUUUGUUUGUCUAAUUCGUCGAUAUUGUCGGUUAAGAGAGGAGGGAAAGUGAGAUUCAAAUUGGGUGCGGUGACAAUGAAGAACCCGAAUGCGUGUAAAAAAGCUCGAGUUUUGAUGAUUUGA
Messenger RNA from Striga hermonthica, 684 nucleotides. The record is from the annotation of a GenBank genome assembly. NCBI's taxonomy places the organism in Eukaryota, Viridiplantae, Streptophyta, Magnoliopsida, Lamiales, Orobanchaceae.